Thalassophryne amazonica is the source of this 3072-nucleotide messenger RNA. It is a transcript of the gene dnm1a, whose product is annotated as dynamin 1a. Gene Ontology annotation, cellular component: membrane; cytoplasm; microtubule. Gene Ontology annotation, molecular function: microtubule binding; GTPase activity; GTP binding. NCBI's taxonomy places the organism in Eukaryota, Metazoa, Chordata, Actinopteri, Batrachoidiformes, Batrachoididae. The record is from RefSeq and is a predicted model, not a curated record.
AACUGCGGCAGAAAUACGACAGAUCAUCAUCCUCCUCCUCCUUCCUGCGGUGCUCAGAGGAGAGAGUCCAUGGCUGGCGGUGGAAGGUGAUCUGGCACACCAGCAAAGCGCAGUCGAUGAGGGAACGAAGUGGAAAGGAGUGAGUAGCCUUCCGCAGUCCAAAAAAAAAAAAACAAAAAACGGCGAGGAAGAGGAGGAACGCGGAGAGAGAAGAAGAUUAAAUCCCUCUUCUGCGACCAGGAGAUAGCCUGCUCCCGUUGAAUCGCAAAAAUGGGGAACCGGGGAAUGGAGGAUUUGAUUCCUCUGGUGAACCGCAUGCAGGAUGCCUUUUCCGCCAUCGGCCAGAACGCGAACCUAGACCUGCCUCAGAUCGCCGUGGUCGGCGGCCAGAGUGCGGGCAAGAGCUCGGUGCUGGAGAAUUUCGUGGGGAAGGAUUUCCUCCCCCGUGGUUCUGGCAUUGUGACCCGUCGCCCUUUGGUGCUGCAGUUGAUGAACAGUCCCACAGAAUAUGCAGAGUUUCUCCACUGUAAGGGGAAAAAAUUUACAGAUUUUGACGAGGUUCGGCAGGAGAUUGAGGCGGAGACUGACCGCAUCACUGGGGCCAACAAGGGGAUCUCCCCUGUACCCAUCAACCUGAGAGUCUACUCCCCACAUGUGUUGAACCUGACGUUGGUGGAUCUACCAGGGAUGACGAAGGUGCCAGUGGGUGACCAACCUGCAGACAUAGAAUUCCAAAUUAAAGACAUGCUGAUGCAGUUUGUGACCAAAGAGAACUGCUUGAUGUUGGCAGUCUCCCCGGCCAACUCCGAUCUGGCCAAUUCUGAUGCUUUAAAGGUUGCCAAAGAGGUGGACCCUCAGGGUAUGAGGACCAUUGGUGUGAUCACGAAACUGGACCUGAUGGAUGAAGGAACAGAUGCAAAAGACAUCCUGGAGAAUAAGCUGCUUCCACUCAGGAGGGGUUACAUUGGUGUGGUGAACAGGAGCCAGAAGGAUAUUGACGGCAAGAAGGAUAUCACUGCUGCUAUGGCUGCAGAGAGGAAGUUCUUCCUCACCCACCCCGCGUAUCGGCAUCUGGCCGACCGCAUGGGCACACCUUACCUCCAGAAAGUCCUCAAUCAGCAACUGACCAAUCACAUCCGGGACACACUGCCAGGUCUGCGGGCCAAGCUGCAGAGCCAGCUUCUCUCCAUAGAGAAGGAGGUAGAGGAGUAUAAGAACUUCAGACCUGAUGAUCCCUCUCGCAAAACCAAGGCUCUGCUUCAGAUGGUGCAGCAGUUCUCUGUGGAUUUUGAGAAGUGCAUAGAGGGCUCCGGGGAUCAGAUCGACACGGCUGAGCUCUCAGGAGGCGCCAGGAUCAACCGCAUCUUCCAUGAACGCUUCCCCUUUGAACUUGUCAAGAUGGAGUUUGACGAGAAAGAGCUCCGCAAGGAGAUCAGCUACGCCAUCAAGAACAUUCACGGCAUCAGGCACGACGGGCUCUUCACCCCUGACUUGGCCUUUGAGGCCAUAGUGAAAAAGCUGAUUCAAAAGCUGAAGGAGCCCACACUGAAGUUUAUAGAUAUGGUAGUGAGUGAACUCAUCUCCACCACAAAGUGUAGCCAAAAGCUGGCUCAGUACCCGAUGCUCAGAGAAGAGAUGGAGAGAAUUGUAACACAGCAUAUAGGGAUCGCGAAAGUGCACAAAGGAACAGUGUUGCUGCUGAUUGACAUCGAGUUGUCUUACAUGAACAAUCACGAGGAUUUCAUUGGAUUUGCAAACGCUCAGCAGAGGAUCAACCAAAUGAACAAAAAGAAGACGGCCGGCAAUCAGGAUGAGAUCAUGGUCAUCAGGAAGGGCUGGCUGACCAUCAACAACAUAGGCAUCAUGAAGGGAGGAGCCAAGGAGUACUGGUUUGUCCUCACUGCCGAGUCUCUCUCCUGGUAUAAGGAUGAUGAGGAGAAGGAGAAAAAGUACAUGCUGCAAGUGGACAAUCUAAAGUUGCGAGACAUCGAGAAAGGUUUCAUGUCCAGCAAGCACAUUUUUGCCCUCUUCAACACUGAGCAGAGGAACGUGUAUAAAGACUACCGUCAGCUGGAACUGGCGUGUGAGAGCCAGGAAGAUGUUGACGCAUGGAAGGCCUCUUUCCUGAGAGCCGGAGUUUACCCUGAACGCGUCACGGAGAAGGAAGGGAAGGGUGACGGUGGUGAUGAAAACAGCUCAGAUAACUUCAUGCACAGCAUGGACCCUCAGUUGGAGCGACAAGUGGAAACCAUUCGCAACCUGGUCGAUUCGUACAUGGCCAUCGUCAACAAGACCGUCCGCGACUUAAUGCCGAAGACCAUCAUGCACCUCAUGAUAAACAAUACGAAGGAUUUCAUCAACGCUGAGCUGCUGGCUCAGCUGUACUCGUGUGGUGACCAAAACACAUUAAUGGAGGAGUCGCAAGAGCAGGCUCAGCACCGCGAUGAGAUGCUACGGAUGUACCACGCCCUGCGAGAGGCCCUCAGCAUUAUCGGUGACAUCAGCACAUCCACUGUCACCACCGCCAUGCCACCACCAGUGGACGACUCCUGGCUGCAGGUACAUCGGAGCGGCUCCGGAGGAAGGUCUCCUGCCACCAGCCCCACUCCAAACCGAAGGGCCCCACCAGGACCGCCAGCACGUGCUGGCUCUCGUGGUCCACCGCCUGGACCUCCUCCUGCAGGAGGACCCCCAGUCCCAUCUCGUCCGGGGGCCUCCCCUGAUCCUUACGGUGGAACCCCGCCUACUGUCCCCUCUCGGCCGAACCGUGCACCCCCAAGUGUGCCCAGUCGGAGACCCCCACCUUCUCCAACCCACUAGACAACCCUCCCUCCUCAGACUCCCAUCUCCGGAGCCACGGACGAGAGCGCCACCUUCCUGCCGUGUUCUGUGCACCCAAUCCCUCCUGCUCCUAUAGGACUCCUCUGAUUCAUACUUGAAACACGCCUGCAUGACUGACACACAAAUGUACCGCAGCCGCACAAUAUUACAAGUUAUUUAAUGUCAAAUGGCUGGUGUGUGUCUGCACACGUGCAUGCAUAUGCACACUUGCUUUCCUUAUACUACCAAGGG